AUGUUAAAAUCACAUAAUUUGAUUUUCCAGUCACUGUUGGACAGUCGUGUGAAACAACUCAUGGACUGGAAUCAAAGAAAACCUGUUAUAAGGUUGAAUGGUGAUAAAUACAGAACUUAUCUGAGGGCAUCACCAAGGAAUUAUUCAGUGAUUCUUAUGCUCACAGCUCUAGCACCACACAGGCAAUGUACCAUUUGUAGGUAAGAGAUAUUUUAAUGUGCUCUUAGAGGCUCAAGUCAUGGUGUUUUAAUUGUGGGAUUCUUUCACUCUCUGCACUUGUUUUCAAAUGACAAUGAAAUAUUUUAUUGAUAAAGUCAACAUCAUACACAUGUACAUACAUAUCAUCAGUAUCAUAGACCUCUAACAACCGUCACAUUACUGUUAGUUCUGAUGAAAUUGAAAAAUGAUUGCACACCUUUUUUGAGCUUUUAAAUCUACUUUAAGUGCUCUUUUGCUUGCUUUCAUGUGGUGUUUGUAAUGCAGAUAUCAACAUUUAGACGGGGAAAGGGGAUAUGGGCAUAUGUGUAGGUGUGAUAUUUGAACACUUGCUUUGUUCCCUCUGUGGGGAUUUUGACCACAAAUUUUUGCCCAAACUGUGGUUUUGUUACCCAUGAAAAGGGAUUGUAUCAGAUUUGAACUAAUUUCCAGUCCCAAGGAUCAGGAAAUUGAAAAAAAAAAUUGCUAAAAACUUGAAAUGCUAACCCUAUGCCUGUGACCCACCAACACCGCCCCUCCCCGCCCCCCUUCCAUUCAAAAAUUGAUACCCACAUAAGCAGUUGUGUUUGGGUUUCCUUUUGCAUCAAGUUUACCAUUAAAUUUCCAAUGAAAGUAAAAUAACAAUACUCUGCUCAUGCAAUAAAUUGUCCACAUUUGUUGCUUCUUCAACUACAUGUACCUCGGGGAAGAAGUUGUCAAAAUAUGAAAAUCCAACUUGGAUAUCAUGGCAAUUCUUAGUUUUUCUCAAAUUAAAGAGAUUUGACUGUUAAAUAGAUAAUACACUAACCGAACCUUCAGUUGACUAUGCCUCUAAAUUAUAUUCCAAGGUUAUCCUUACCUCUCCUCUUUUUUGUGUCAGCUUAUAUAAAGUUCCUGGGAAAAGGAGGCAAAUUUUUCUUGUCUUGUCAGGUAGCUACAAUCAGGGACAAAAGUAGUUGACACACUUGUUUAAAACGGGUACUUUUAACAAACAUUUAAUCCAUUUAUUAUUUCAUUCCUUUUAAACGCCAUAAAUCCCCCAACCCCCCGAAUCAAUGUUGUCUGAAGUAAAAAAAAGACUUGAGUGUCCAAAAUUCAACAUUGAUUUUGAGGGUAAGGGGUUGGGGUAGACAAGGGAAGGGGAUAAGUACCGGUAUAUCCACUAUGCAAAAAGGGGCCACUUUACGGAAGUGUGUCAACACUUUUGUCCCUCAUUGUAGUUUUCUGAUAACAUAAAUAAUAACUAUGAUUCACAAAUGACAAUUCUCAAUCUGUUGUCUUCUUUGCAGAGAAGCUAACAAUGAGUAUACCAUCCUUGCUAAUUCCUGGCGAUAUUCUCAGCAAUAUUCCAACAAAGUGUUCUUUGCAAUGGUUGACUUUGAUGAGGGACCAGAUGUAUUUAAUGCAGUAAGACAUGUUUUAAAUAAAUGUUUUUUGCAUAAAUUUGACUUCCCGAUGGCACAUUCUUGUUCAUUUUAAUUUGGGAGUAUAGGUACUUUAUGCUCCUCAUGUGUAUCUGCUGAAAUGUUUCUUCUGUCACAAGUUCAUUGAAUGUCAGCCUUAGAUGUGCUGAUUGCAUGGAAACUGAAACUGCAUGUUCCGUUACUGUUUUUUUCUAGCUGCGAUUGAACUCUGCUCCGAUGUUUAUGCACUUCCCACCCAAAGGAAAACCCAAAAAGGCGGACACCUAUGAUAUUCAAAGGUACACAUUUACUGAACAAACAUAAUGGCAUGUGAAAUACAUGGAGUAUGUUACAUAUUGAAUUUUCUUGUUUUCUUUGUAGAAUGGGAUUCUCUGCUGAACAGCUUGCGAAAUGGGUUGCAGAGCGCACUGAUGUUCAUGUAGGUAGUUUUUAUUUUAUUUUUUUUAGGUGAAUUGUUUUGGAAAUGCUUGUUUUAAUUAUUCUAAAUGUGAAAGCUUUGAAAAUUCAUAUUACAUUUACUAUUUAAGUGUCAUCAAAGUCUAUUGCAAAAAAUUUUUGACUAAAAUUAACAUUUCUUAAACAACACAUCUCUUCCUUGUCAGGACUCUAAAAUGUAACUGUAAUAUCGUUCAAAGAUAUGGUAUUUCCCUGGCAUCUAUUGUCACUAUGAUCACUUCAGACCCCUGGCUACUUUGUUCAUAGCCAACUAAGGGAAAUUAGAACCAAAAAAAUGACGUAGCAUAUUAUGUUGCCGCUCAAAAUUGAAUUCAGGUUAAAAUUUUUCAACGUAGGGUUAAAAAAUUUUAACCUGAAUAUAAUUUUGACCUGGUAAUGUAUAAAAGCAACUAUAAGUCACAAUGUAUGACAGUGCCCUGCCCUUGACAUGAAAGAAGUUUGAAGUCUUUUUUCAUAGCCAUCUAGCUAGGGUAAUUUUCAUUCUUGUAAUUAAUAUUUUCUAGUUAUGUGUAACGAUUGAACCCAAAUUUGCUGAAUUUUAGGUGAGAGUAUUCCGUCCCCCUAACUACAUGGGUGCAGUGAUAAUGGGAUUGCUGGUUGUUCUGAUUGGUGGACUGCUUUAUGUGCGACGUAAAAACUUAGAAUUCCUUUAUAAUAAGACCUAUUGGGCCAUUGGAUGCUUGGUAUGUGUAAGCUCUUAGACUGGUACUGUGACAAUAAUGCUGUGUUUUGAUAACUGUUAGUCCGCACACAUAUUUAUCGCAUAUUUUAACCUUACAGUACUACAAUGGUGUUUAAUUCCAAUUUAUUUAACUAAAAGUAGAUAUUUUUGUAUUAAGAUUUUUUCAACUGAAAAUCAAUUUUGACAAAUUCCAUGGUGGUACAUCCUAUUUUGUCAUAGCUUUAACCUGUUUUGUCUGCAUUAUGAUCAGUUGUUGCUGGCUCCUGUUGGCUGUUUCAAGGGGAUAAUCAACAUUGAACUGUGUCCCCUGUGGGCAGCAAUUGAUCAGUUGUAUCCUGUGUAUUCCUCCCAUGCCAUUAUUGUUGCGAUAAAUUAGUUCUGGUGAUCACAAAAAUGGCAGCAAUUUUGGGUGCAGGUCCAUAAGAUUAGAAGAGGGAUGAUAGAGAAUUUUGUGUUUGCCUGAUUGAAAUGCUAUCAACUAUUCAAAGCAAACCUCCAGCUGAGAAAUGCUGGUCCAAACUGACAAAUACAAAAAUCACCAUAGCCUAUAAAAUUAAAUGAGAUGUUAAUAUCAUGGGUGAUUUGUUUGUCCCUCUGUGGUAGAUUGGGGAAGGUAGAGUUGUCUUUGUUGCUGUAGUAAAUAACAAAAUGAUUCUUGAUGUUUCCCUAGAGCUUUGCCUCUUGAAAGAUCAAGCCAUACAUGUAAAAACUCUUGGGAAAACAAUAUUGUUUCGUUCCCAACUGGGGCUAAGUGUAUUUAUUAUUAUUAUCUUUUCAGUUUAUAGUUUUUGCCAUGACCUCUGGCCAGAUGUGGAAUCACAUCCGAGGGCCUCCUUACGCUCAUCGAAAUCCACAAACUGGACAAGUGGUUAGUAAGAAAUGAGUGACUUAAUAACUGUUCUGACCCCUGGUAUCACUGACAAAUCAGAGCCCUGGGUAACUGGAAUUGCAGCAGCAGCAUACAAGCUGUCAUGCAUGUAACCACAUGUAACUACAGUUGUUUGUGACACCUUUAGACAGCUUGGGCCAGGGCCACGUGGUGUUUGUGAAAUACUUGUAUCCCAAACAGAUAAGCUGUAAGAAAAAUUGGCCUAUUUCUAUUGAAGGAUGGGCCUAGUGGCACAUAAUCACUCAAAACAUGCCUUUACCCCUCCCCUACACCCCUUACACACACUCUCCACUCCAUGUUUCACUCUAGAUUAAAAACUGAUUAGUGAAAGCUCAUCAUGCAGGAAGCAGCACUAAGUUCGGAGAAUUUAACCUUAAUUGCAGUUUAUCCUUUUGAGAACUACAGAUUUUAAAUUGUUGUAACUCUUUCUUACUUGAGGUGUGAUAUGCACUAUUUAUUUAUGGGUUCUAUUUGUACCCUAACUUUUAUAGCUACUCUUUAAUUUUUUAUGUACCUAUAAUUUUCCACAGUUAUAUUUUCAUGGUAUUUUUCUCCUCUCUGCAUUAAUAGCAUUUUUAUUGUUUAAUUGUUGUACAUGUACCUUGAAGUGGGAAAUGAAUUUGCCAGUCUGACUCAUAACAAUUUUAUUAUUUUACAAUUACUUUUAUUUAUUCAUUUGUUAUCAUGCGUGAAGACCUAAUUCUCUUUGCCUCUAGGGGUACGAAUGUACCUCUCUGUUACAAUGGAGGUAAAAACAAAACUCCCAACCAUAAUUUUUCCAUAUGUUACUUUAGAAAAAAUUUAGUAUUUCUUAACAAUCAUGUGAUGUGUACAAUACCAUCUGUAGCGACCGCUUUUGGGUGAAGGCGGCGCGAGGGCAACAUGCGUUGCAGAAAUUCUGAAAGGUUCACUCCACAAUGACCAAAACGUCUAACAAGAUCCUUAGUUCCGUUUAAUGCUGGUUCACAAGAUGUUAACGGACCGAAGGGACCGUCAAAGACUGUAAUGGCUAUUACAACAUGCUUCGUGCGAAGCCUAAAGAACUGCGUUGGGCGACGUUGCCAAAAACACUCCGCUCUCUCGUCGAGCUUACAAAAAACUGAAAACCCGGAUGCGCGUGACCGGGUCACGUGUUAAACAAAACAACUGGGAAGGCGUUACAUGGCUCCCCCAUACAUUGUGAAAUGUAUGACUUAACAAUAAAAUAAAUGUCAAAAUAAACUUAGUGUUCUUAGUGUUCAAGAGGGUAAUUCUUUCUGCUGGCUCCCCGACGGGGUCGUACUCCGGUCUAUCGAAGUUUCCUUCUGUAACUUGCAUCAGUCGUCUCUUCCUUCGGACGAUGAACAAGGAUUAACUUGUGUACGGGUCUAUCCAGAAGCUUCUUAUUUCCGGAUUCAGUAUAGAAGAGGGAGACUUUGCGAACGAGUCCGUCAUCACUGGGAUAGACUUGGGUGACUCUGGCGAGAGGCCAUUCAUUUCUUGGGGAAGAAUCUUCGCAAAUCAGAACAAUAUCAUCAACUUGGACGUUAGGGACGGUCUUGUUCCACUUCUGACGCUUUUGCUGCUGUAGACAAUAUUCUCUUUGCCAUCGGAGCCAGAAUUGGUCAGCCAAGAAUUGAACUCUGCGCCAUCUCUUUCUGGUGUACAGAUCUGGUCGAGAGAAGUUGCCAGGCGGCGGAGGUAGUACUGCCUUCGUCUUCAGAGUGAGCAAGUGAUUUGGUGUGAUCGGCUCAGGUGCUUGUGGGUCUGACAAGCUGUCGGUGGUCAGCGGGCGGCUGUUCACGAGGUUUUCGGCUUCAGUGAAGAGAGUACGUAACCCUUCGUCGUCUAGCUGCGUUGACUGAUCUUCGAGGAGGCCAGAUAGAGAGGAGCGUACUGUUCGUAUCAUGCGUUCCCACACACCUCCCAUGUGUGAGGAGCUGGGGAAAUUCAUCUUGAACUCGAUGAAGUCGCAUUCUUGUGUUAAUAGGAAGUUCUUCACUGUGUCAGUGUUCACCUCUGCAUUGAGCUCGUUUCUUCCUCCGAUGAAGUUGCUUCCUUGAUCUGAUCUUAGUUGGCGCACUUUGCCUCUUCUGUUGAUGAAUCUUCUGAGCGCGUUAAUGAAUGAACUUGUUUCCAUAGUGUUCAAGGUUUCAAGGUGUAUCGCCCGGGAUGAGAGGCACGUGAAGACGAUGCCCCAACGUUUCAAUUCCUUUCGGCCUUCCUUAAUAUACCAUGGGCCGAAAACGUCCAUACCCGUGUAGGUAAAGGGCGGUGCUUGUGUCACACGUUCUUCAGGAAGAUUUGCCAUCUUUUGGACUUGUGCUCGUCCGCGCAAUUUGUGGCAAAUGGCACAGCUUGACAGGAGAUGGGAGACAACAGAACGACCGUUCACAAUCCAAUAACCUGCUUGCCUGAUGGAGUUGUGGGUCAUCCCAUAACCUGGGUGGUGCUCUUUGCUGUGAAAGUGUCGGAUGAGGAGAUUCGUCACGUGACUCUUCUUUGGACAUAUGAUCGGAUGUUUUAUGCCAUAAUCUAAUUCGGCUUUUUAGGAGUCGUCCGCCAAUUCUGAGGAUUCCCUUGCUGUCUAAGAAGGGGUCCAGUUUGUAGAGAGAACUUGUCUUCUUGAUCGUUUCGUUCCUGGUAUGAGCACUGUGGCGAUCCUGGAACAUACCAUCUUGGUGGUUGGCAUUUUGAAGGAUUUGGAUCUCCUUGCCGAAGUGCUCGAACUGAACUGACUUGAGAAUUACUUCUUCUGCUAAGCGUAAUUCUUCGACUGAAGGGGGGCCGGUGUUGGGCCUUGUGUUGAACUGCCUGUUAGGGCGUCUCUGUUCUAUCAUUCUCUGGAUGCGCACAAUGCUCCUCUUUAGGCGAAUGAGGGAAGAUGAAUGGCGAAAGCGUUCUGGUUCUAGAAUACUGUGAGAGCUCUCCUUCUCCUCGCUUUUGGUUUCUUCAUGGCUUGAAAUGCAGACGGUGGACUUAGGUUUCUUCACUUCAACGUCUUCGUGUUGUAGAUCCGCAACUUGGUCUAGGCUGAUCACCGGUACUUCGCUUUCCCAUAGGAAUUCAGGGCCAUUGAACCAUAGUUCGUGUUCAGAAAGCUCUUUGGUGGUGGCACCUCUUGACGCGAUAUCAGCUGGGUUGUUCGGACUGCUAACGUAAUGCCACUGCUGUGGGUUUGAUCUGUCGCGGAUGUGUUGAACACAAUUUCCGACGUACGUAUGGAAGCGUCUCGCGUCAUUUCGAAUGUACCCUAGAACGACGGAAGAGUCCGUGUAAAACGAUUUCACUGGGUUACUGUAGUUAAGCUCUUGGCUGAGCAUGGAGGCUACGUUAGUAGCAACCACGGCGGCGGUCAGUUCAAGGCGUGGAAUUGACAUUGGCUUUAGUGGCGCGACCCUAGCUUUGCCCAUCAGGAAGCUGACAUGUACUUGGCCUGAACUGUUUACAAGACGUAGGUAGGUUACCUGGCCGAGGCCUGUGUUGCUGGCAUCGGAGAAGCUGUGUAACUCCACGGCAACUGGUUCGCCGAAAUCAGGUGGCUUGAGACACCUUGCUAUCUUGAUCGUCUCCACAAGAGGUAGUUCGGAUCUCCAUUUUUCCCAUUGUGAACGGAUGUGGGCAGGAACUGGGUCGUCCCAGUCGAUGCCUUCGCGGCACAGUUCUUGGAGCAACUGUUUUCCGACUAAGAUGACAGGUGCAAUGACACCAAGCGGAUCAUAAACUGAACUCACAGUUGAUAGAAUUCCGCGACGGGUGAGAGGCUUGUCCUUGAGCUCAAUUCGAACCAAUGGUAUCAGACUGGAUGCACCAAUAGGUACCUAAGGAUCGUUGGACAGGUAAGACAUCGUGACGUAGAUCGAGGUCCUUCAAGUCCUUGGAACGAUCUUCAGCAGGUAAGGCUUCCAGCACAGUCUCACUGUUGCUGGCAAACUUGUGCAGGCGUAGGUUGACUGCUGCGCACAUGGCUUGGGUAUUCUUGAUGACAUUGAUUGCUUUAGCUGGUGUGGCGAAAGAUUUCAACCCGUCAUCUACGUAGAAGUCGUUCUUCAAGAAGUCUGCGGCCUCAUUGCCAAACUGUUCUCUGCCGGCUUCUGCUGUCAUUCUGAGACCGAAAUUAGCAACUCCUGGGGAGGAGACUGCCCCGAAAAGGUGGACGUUCAUGCUGUACUCUACGAUUUGACUCUCUAAGUUGUUAUCCUUGAACCACAGAAAUCGUAGAAAGUCUCUGUGUUCCGGGCUGACGUGAAAACUAUGAAACAUCUGUUCAAUGUCGCAUGUCACUGCUGUCUCUUCCUUUCGAAACCGCGAGAGCACACCAACGAGGGCAUUCAUCAUGUCAGGGCCCUGUAGCAGAUGUUUGUUGAGAGACUCGUUGUGGAAGAUGGCACUGCAGUCGAAAACGAUUCUAAUUUGGUCAGGUUUCUUGGGGUGAUAAAUGUCAAAAUGAGGCAAGUACCACACCUUUCCUGUGGCAGUCUUGAGUUGAUCUGAUGGGACGAGACUGGCGUGGUUCUUGUUAAACAUUUUCUGCAUGAACUCAGUAUAUUGCUUCAAAACCUUGCCAUUCUUGAGAAGUUUUCUUUUUAUGCCUAGUAGCCUGUUUAGGCAUUGUUCUCGGUUGUUCGGCAGACUCAACUUGUCUGUCCUCAGUGGUAGCGGCAUUUCCCAAUUGCCCAGUUCAUUUGUAUGGAUGCUUGUGGUAAGAAGAUCAUUGAAACGUCUGUCCUCGACAGACUCGGUGUUCUCAGUGCCUCGGAUGGUUCGGCUAUGAUGUAGUUCACUGUAAUCCAAUUGCAUCAUUUCUCUUAUCUGCUGGGGCGUAGUGACAUCCUUAGAUUGAUGUUUGGAAGCGAAAGAGGCUACGGCCUCUUCUCUGGAACUGUUGCUCGUUGGAACAUUGAAGAGGUUGUGAGAAUCUUCUCGUCGUACGGUGAUGCGGUUAACUGUUGCACAAGCCGUACUGUCUUGUUGGUUGUCUAGACAAACUGGACCGAUGAUCGUCCAGCCGAACUUGUACUCUUCAGCCCACGGCUCAUUGUCUUUGCCGUAUAUAACGUGUAAUGGCUGAAAGGCAGAUGGGAUGUUACGACCGAUUAACAAUCCUAUCUCUACUCCGGGAUGAUAGUGGAUGUGGUGGGCGAUCUCCUUAAGGUGCGGCCAGAGUUGGGCAAUGUUAGGCGUGGCGAUGUCCUGAUGGCUAGCUGGAAUUUUCUCUUGUGAGUAUGCAAACGGAAUCCUAAUAGAAUUGUGUCGACUGUCUGUGUCCUUGAUGUGCAAUCCGUUUACUUUCUGAGUACGCACAGUGUUCACGCCCGCAAUCGUACUGAUAUUGAGGUUAACUUCCUGGCCUUUGACCUGCAACUGGUCGAGAAGAGUGUCUGUGAUGAAGACAUCUGUUGACUGGUCAUCCAGAACUGCAUAGGUCAGCAUCCUUGCUGAAGGGUUGUCUUGAUGGAAGACUUCGACGAGAACUAUUCUAGCGCAUGAACGAGCAGAAUGCCCUUGAUUGCAGACUCGUGAGCAAGCAGACCUCGCUUCACUGGCAUUAAUCACUUUGUGCCUGGAUGGGUCAUGCAGUACAGUGGCAUGUUUCUGUCGACAUAUCUUGCAAUCUAGCCUGUCUUGUUCGCAGUCUCUGGCAACAUGUUUGUUGGAAUUAACACACUUGAGACAGACUUUGUUUUUCAUUAGGAAAUCUCUGCGUUCUUCGUAUCCUAAUUUCUGAAACUGUUCGCAAUCGUUCAUGCUAUGAGACUUCAUCUUGUGAUAGAAGCAAUACGUGUUAGCCGCAGUAGCUUUGGUAGUGUCCGGUUGCUGAGCAUGGGUUGAAAGCACAUUGGAGAUUUCUAUUGGUUCUUCGUGAUUAGCAUUUGUCUCGCCAUUGUUACUGGGGGGUGAAGUGGAGGUCAGAUUAACAGCUGGAGGACGCAGGCGGGGUUGGCGGUUCAAAGGUUUGAAACGGUCUGUCUGUGGUGUACCACUUGAACCUGAAGCUUGAACAAUUUGAGGUAUGUUGACACGCUCAGCGUGGUAACGCACUUCUUGAGCGAAGUCUGCAAAUGAAGGGAAUGUGUCCUUGCCUUCUUUCUUCUGAAGUUUCAGCACUUUAUCAGACCAUUUGGGCUUGAACCACGAUGGCAGCUUUUCGACAAGACUUUGAAUCUGUGACGGGUAAUUAAGGACUUGGAGACUCAAAAUGUGUUCGCUUGCAAUCUUCACCUGUUGAAGGAAGUCACUGAAUUCUUCUAAGGCUGCUGCAUCGUUCGGUCCCACCUUUGGCCAGGUUGUUAAUUUCUUCUGAAAACUGGUACUGAUUAUUGCUGGGUGGCCAAAACGUUCCUUGAGGAUUGUGCGGGCUUGUUGAUACGCACUUUCAGGGUUCUGCACUAAGUACUGAAGCUGCUCUACCACUUUUUUGGCUUUGCCAUCCAAAUAUUGGUACAAGAAGUGUAGUUUCUGUUGGGCUGUCACUGGUGCUGAAUCAAUCAGACUAUCAAAAGAAUUCUCCCACAGGAAGAAUUUAGUCUUGUCAGUCUCAUCACCCUUAAAAACAUCUGGCGUGGCUUGAGGGAGGCGUUGUAGCUGACUGAUCUUGGCUAGGGUGUCAGUUAGUUGCACUGAAUAAUCUUGGGGUGCAGGGGAGUAGGCUGUAUAUGACGAUGGUACAAACGCUGGAAAAUUUCCGCAAAAACCUCUUGGAGGUGUGAGUCCAAUUUGGGACAUAGUACACGCAGGCGAUGUGUAAACUGGAGGAGCUUGUCCUCUUAAGCUGAAGGUGGUUGCAGUGGUAGAGUGUGAGAUUCGAUUGGUUGAUCCUUGAGGGCCUUGAUUCAAAGAUACAGAUACAACGUCAAGUGGUGUGGACGAUGACGUCACUGUCACUUUAGUCACUGGUGUUCUAGUGUCAAAGAGCGUUGUAGCAGGCGCACCCGGUGUAGACGUAUAUUCGUCAGCAUUAUUGCUGGCAAUAAAGGUGGAAAUUGGAUCAUAGGUUUCUGUCGGCAGUGCAGGCGACUGCAGACAGUUUUCUUCUUGCAUUGCUUUUUGGUAGACUUGCUCUUGUGCAGUGACUUCUCCAAGUUCUUUUUGUAUUUUCAACUGUUCCAGUUUCUGUUUUUGUUCGGCAAUAACUGCUGAAAACUUCAACGUUUCUUCUAGGGCUGCUCUCUUAGCUCGAAAUUCAAGCAGGGUCUCCUUGCAAGAACUUCUACUUGAUCCCGACCCUUUCGAGACUCGUGAACGGUGGGACCUUUGAGAUGUGAUAGAGGCUGCAUCAUUUUGUAAUUUGUCAAUUUCUUUCACGGCUGUAUCAUGAACUGCUUUCCAUGUGUCAAGCAGAUAAGCUUGUUUACUUGUGGCCUGAUGAGUUUCAUCCGAAUCAUCUGAUAGCUCUAUCCAUUGGUCAAAACUUUGUAAGACAAUGUCUAACUCCUUGAUCAAAGCUGAAAUAUCUUCCUUAAUUUCCUUAGGAUCUUUGCCUGAGAGGAUUUGCUCUUUAAAAGUGUCUAAUUUAGAGCGAAACUGACGGUCGUUAUCUAUCGCAGCGCUUCUCUUCAAGCCACAUUUGUAUUCCCGCCCUUUGGCCGUGAGGGUCCUGGGCCUAGUGUUACUCGAAUCGACAAUAAUGUCGGCAUUUGUAAUCGAUGAAAUUUCCUCUAUUUUUGGACGUAAAGACACAUUAUCCGGUAAAAUAACAGAUGAGCUAACCUCAGUCUUUGUUGAGUCGACGAUUUCUUCGUGAGCUGGGCUUGAGGUGUGUUUUUUUGCGCUCUUCUCGAUGAGAAAUUCCUCUGGUCUCGACACGAAGGUUAGCCCGAGUCCGGUAUCCUCGUGUUUAUCAUCGAAUUUUGCUGAAUCCAUGGUAAAGUUCCUCGGCGUAAAUACAAUUCGUUGGAGUUCCUCAGAUUAAACAGGAGUCUUCAAAGUUCCUUGAGGUAAAUACGAGUCUUUGACUGUAGCGACCGCUUUUGGGUGAAGGCGGCGCGAGGGCAACAUGCGUUGCAGAAAUUCUGAAAGGUUCACUCCACAAUGACCAAAACGUCUAACAAGAUCCUUAGUUCCGUUUAAUGCUGGUUCACAAGAUGUUAACGGACCGAAGGGACCGUCAAAGACUGUAAUGGCUAUUACAACAUGCUUCGUGCGAAGCCUAAAGAACUGCGUUGGGCGACGUUGCCAAAAACACUCCGCUCUCUCGUCGAGCUUACAAAAAACUGAAAACCCGGAUGCGCGUGACCGGGUCACGUGUUAAACAAAACAACUGGGAAGGCGUUACACCAUCUGUGUGUUUAUCAUCUUGCUCUAUUUUUUUUUUCAGAGUUACAUCCAUGGAAGUAGCCAGGCUCAGUUUGUCGCUGAAACUCACAUUGUCAUUGUUCUUAGUAUCCUUUUACUUUUUACUGGUUAAUAAUAAUUAUUCAAAUUAAACUUUUUGUUUAUUAUAAUUAUUGGUUAUUGUAGAAGUACUUUGGGCUUUGUCACGUGUCGAUGGGAAGGAAUGAGUCAGGAAGAUAAGAAAUGUAUUUAAUGUUGCAGAGGUAGGAUUUUUAGUGAUUGCCCAUCUUCCAAGCCACAGGCUCAUGUUCAAGAAGCUAUACAAGCUAGUGUAAUACAAAACAAUAUUGAGUAUAUAUAAAAAGAUUUAAAAGCCUAACUUUUAAGUACAGCAUUCUUUAAAAGAGAAAACGUAAAAACAACGUAAGUAACAACGUCUCUACAAUAUCAUAAAUCGAAGCCCGAAGAACAUUUGGAUGGUAGACUAUUUAUGCCUUGACUGUUGUCAAAGAUGCUCUUUAUGUUGCUGGCAUGAUUCUUUUGAAUGAGAAGGCAUUUGAAGUCAAGGAAAUUGGAAAACGUAGAUGUAUGUAUCAGUGUUUGUUUGUUUGUUUGUUUUUUCAAUACUUUGUGUUUUCCUAG
This is a messenger RNA of Porites lobata, 12541 nucleotides long. Lineage: Eukaryota; Metazoa; Cnidaria; Anthozoa; Scleractinia; Poritidae. The record is from the annotation of a GenBank genome assembly.